This is a messenger RNA of Podarcis raffonei (Aeolian wall lizard), 3585 nucleotides long. Its product is annotated as C-type lectin domain family 2 member D-like. Lineage: Eukaryota; Metazoa; Chordata; Lepidosauria; Squamata; Lacertidae. The transcript is spliced from 5 exons. The record is from RefSeq and is a predicted model, not a curated record. Bases 256 to 891 code for a protein of 211 amino acids.
GGGGGGGGUCGUUGCAUUCAUUGCAGUGCAGUUAUCUCAGCUGAAGCAUCCAGGAUAGAUGACCUUCCAACCUCUGCUUAAGAACCUUGCGAAGAUCCACUUGGGAAGCUAAGCAGGGUCCUGUAUGGUUUCAAAUGGGUUGGGAGAACAAGUGGUGACAUCCCUGCAUCGCAUGGACUAGAUGACCCUCGCGGUCCCUUCCAACUCUACGCAGUUUUUCUUGAGAGGAGCGAGAGCACAGUCUUUUUACCUUGUAUGGCUACAGGACAGAUGGAAGCCGGAUCAAAAUCCGAGGAAGAGCAUUUGGACUCUCCCCACCCGCAUGUUGACCUUGAGCAAAAGGAGGCAUCAGCAUCUCCCAAGAUCUGGAAAUGCCUAUCAAUUAAAGAUAUUCUCAUAGGCAUCCUCGUUUUCCUGGUCAUCGCGCUUACCAUUACCAUUAUAGCAGUGACAGCCUCCAGAGAAGCCGAGCAACCAGGUCAUCAGCUGGUUCCCUCCGCGCUCUGCGGUCUACCAUGUCCACAUCACUGGAUUGGCUAUACGGGAAAGUGCUAUCACUUUUCGAAGAAGAAAAGGAAUUGGAACUCCAGCAGAAGCUACUGCGAGUCACACAAUGCCUCCUUGGCUAGGAUUGAAAGUGAGGAGCAGGAGUAUGUGAAGCGUCUCGCUGGCAACCAUGACUUCUGGAUCGGUCUCAGAAGAGACCCAGGUCAACCCUGGAAAUGGCUAAAUGGAGAAAAUUCAACGCUCAGAAUCGCUGGAACAGGUGGGGAAUGUGUCCAUCUGGACAAUGAAGCCAUAGCUGCCGCCUCGGGCUGCCACACAGAACUUCCUUGCAUCUGCAGCAAACCUUCCGCAUGUACAAAUUCUAAUUGUUUAUCAGCCUCAUAGCCCAAACACUGGAGGAGAGCUGGAGUGAGUGAGUAAAGUCAAGAAAAUCAGGAGCCAAGAUGACGAAUGGAUGAACUGGGUAGGAUACCACCCUAAGUAUGGCUAGGAAUUUGUUCUUAAAUGCAAAUACACUCAGAAUUUGUACUAUUUGGGCAGCCUUGGAGGCUGCUAUUAGAUACUCCCCAGCAACUGCUUUGUGGAGCAUCUAGUAGGAUGGGGUACAAUUUAAACUAAUUAUCUCGUAUUUGAAAAAUACUCAGCCAUGCAGUUAGAAUACUUAGAAGGAGUGAUACUAAAAUGAAAUGGAGUUCAUUGUAAGGGAAAGGACAACGUGCACUUAGAAUUUUACCAUGUAAUAUAGAAUUUAUAUAUAUAUAAGUUUUUUUAACAUUAUUUUCAACAGUAAUUAAAAAUACUUUUACAUCUUAUUCAAAUUUUUGACUUCCAUCAAUCCUGUCUGAAAAUUUUCCAGUCUAGUCUCUCAGUAUGCAUUUCUUAUCUUCCCUAUUACAUUUCAAACUCAUAACCAAUAUCUCUAUCUUUUUCUACUUUGUAACACUUCGUAUAUUUCUCCUUACAAAGCUUCUUGUAGUCCUACUAGCGUAAUUUGUUGAUUACAGUUGCUCUUCAAAUAAUUCAUAUACUUCCAAUCUUCUGUAAAUCUCUGGUCCCGCAGGUUUCGAAUCCUUCCUGUCAUUUUGUCCAGUUCUGCAUAGUCCAUUAAGUUCGCCUGCCAUUCUUCUUUCGUUGGAAUUUCUUCUUGUUUCCAUUUCUGGGCUAACAAAUGUAAUAUUGAAGUUUUAGGCUGAAUUUUGAAGGUUUGUAAUAAGUGACAGCACUGAGACAGUUGGGUGUAACGGUUAGAGUGUUGGACUAGGACCUGCGAGACCAGGAUUCAAAUCCCCGCUCAGCGACAAAAUUCGCCACAAGACCUUGGACCAGACACUGUCUCUCAGACUAACCUACCUUCCAGGGUUCUAGUGAGGAUGAAAUGGAGUGGGGAAGAACCCAGUAUGCUGCCUUGUGGACACUGACACAUUGAUCUACCCUCACUAAAUAGUAAUUAUUGUUUUGCAAACUUAAUUUUUCUUUAUUUUUAUAGUUUUGCAACCUAAAUAAUUGUAUUUUUCAAAUCAGACCAUGGCUUCUUCAAGUAGACAAAAAUGUGUAAACAAACCUGAGGCCUUUUGUUAUGUAUGUGGCUGCUACGCACUUCCUCGUCAAAGAUGCAAUAUAACAGCGUUUGUGAGGCGUGCCUAUAACAGCUAUUUUGAAAUCCCCCUGGGCCACCAAGGCAAGAAAUGGGCUCCGCAUAUUGUUUGUCACAAUUGUGAGGAAAUACUUAGAGACUGGACAAAAGGAAAACGGAAGAGUAUGCCUUUUGGAGGUCCCAUGGUUUGGCGAGAACCCAAGGAUCACACAAGGGACUGCUAUUUUGGUUUACCAGUGGUAUCUACAAGCCGUUGUUAUUCAGGUACAGUGGUACCUCGGGUUACAUACGCUUCAGGUUACAGACUCCGCUAACCCAGAAAUAGUACCUCAGGUUAAGAACUUUGCUUCAGGAUGAGAACAGAAAUCGUCCUCCAGUGGUGCGGUGGCAGUGGGAGGCCCUGUUAGCUAAAGUGGUGCUUUAGGUUAAGAACAGUUUCAGGUUAAGAACGGACCUCCAGAACAUAUUAAGUACUUAACCCGAGGUACCACUGUACUUGGUAAAGCCUUUCUGUUGUCCAAGCAAGAAGUUGACCAUUUUGAGGUCCACACAGAUGGUCCAGUUGUGCUCCUCACCAUGUUCACUUCCUUCACCUUCAGAAGAGACAAACCCCUUAAAAGCUGGAGUAGGGAGUUCCUCAGGGUGCGGGAUAGGUCUAAUUGCUGAAGGAAUACUGGGAUAGGCAUCAGAAUGUCAGUUGUUCUUGCCGAUAGCCUUCGUAUUAACCAGACAAAAAUAGCAUAACAAAAGGCAUCAGGCUUGUUUACACAUUUUUGUCUACUUGAAGAAGCCAUGGUCCGAGCUGAAAAAUAGAAAUAUUUAGGUUACAAAUCUAUAAAAAUAAAGAAAAAUUAAGUUUGCAAAACAAUAAUUACCAUGUGGUUAGGGUAGAUCAACGUGUCAGUGUCCCCUUAUCCCCUGUGUAAAUAUGACAUAUCAGCAAAAGUCGGAAAUUGAAAGAUAACUAUAGCAUGUAGAUGGAAAUCGAUUUCAGAUUUGAAAUCAGCAUUGAAAGAACAUAUAAGAACACUUGAAAAAUCUCAUGCAAAAGAAAAUGGGGGAAAAAAAUUUCCCCAGUAUACUGUGUAUCCCAAGGGAAUACAUUUUUUUGCAUACCUCCAACUGUACAUAGAUAUACAUGUCAUGUUCAAUGCUAUAUAAGUCACUUACAUUUAUACUCACAUUGUACUACUUUGGCUAUGUGUUUAAUAAAAUAUUGAAUUCUUGCAUUGUGAAAAGCAGAUUAUGGUGAAAAGUGAAAAACAUGAAUAAAAACAAAAACACUAGAGCUUACAGAACAAAACCAACUUCAGAAAAUAAAUCAGCACGUCGAAAUUAGGUUAGAACAACUGCAGGUGUCAAUGCAACAAAAAUUUUGUUUCCCAGUGUUAUAAGUGUAACACUAAAGAGAAAAUUUGUAUUUCUAUUUUUUUAAAGUCAGCUCCUUUGUAACAAAACUUUCUAAUAAAUAUUGCUUCACAGCA